UCUCCCAGCACCCCGGCCGGCCGCGAAAGGCGGAGCGGACGCCUGGCGCACUAAAAGUGACGUCAAACGAGGCCCCGCCCGUUACAUCACUUCCGGGACGCUUCCUUCGCGGAGCCUUGUGGGUAGCCGGCCGGGGUCUCCUGGCGACGACGAUGGCGGGGGAUGUGGGCGGUCGCAGCUGCACUGAUUCGGAGCUGCUGCUGCACCCGGAGCUGCUGUCCCAGGAGUUCCUUCUCCUCACCCUGGAGCAGAAGAACAUAGCCGUUGAAAAUGAUGUAAGAAUAAACAAAGACAAUCUUACUGAUCUUUAUGUUCAGCAUGCAAUACCGUUGCCUCAGAGAGAUUUGCCAAAGAACAGAUGGGGGAAAAUGAUGGAAAAGAAAAGAGAGCAACAUGAGACGAAAAACGAGACUAAAAGGAGUGGCACUGUGGAUGGGUUAAGGAAAAGGCCCCUCAUUGUGUUUGAUGGAAGUUCAACCAGAACAAGCAUCAAAGUGAAAAAGACAGAGAAUGGAGAUAAUGAUCGACUCAAGCCUCCCCCUCAGGCAAGCUUUACCAGUAAUGCCUUUCGAAAAUUACCAAAUUCGUCUUCCAGUGUUUCACCCCUAAUUUUGUCUUCCAAUUUGCCUGUGAACAAUAAAACGGAACACAAUAAUAAUGACACUAAACAGAACCAUGACUUAACGCAUAGGAAAAGUCCUUUGGGUCCUGCAAAGUCCCCACCUUUGUCCCCUGUUGGAACUACUCCAGUGAAGUUAAAGCGAGCUGCUCCUAAGGAAGAAGCGGAGGCCGUGAAUAACCUGAAGCCCCCAGAAGCAAAGAGGAAGAUACAGCAUGUUACAUGGCCAUGAAGGAAAGUUUCCAAAAAUGUAAAUAUAACUGUAACUGUAGUUUUUCAAGCAAGUUCACAUAUAUUGACAGUAUUUACAGAGAUCCUGAUUAUUGUGGAAUUUUCCAAAGAGGUUUCAAAUUAGGUUUGAAAAAAGUCUUUCCUUUUCCCUUCCUCCUUUUUUGUUUUUUUUAAUUUUUGCAUUUUGUUCCCUGAUUUGGAAGGAAUUUCUUUUUCAACAAGUGGCUUAGUGUGAGUCAUUUAUAGCGAUCCUAGUCAAUUAUUAGCUGCAAGUCUGGUAUAAAGCAUCUGAUGACUUUUAAGAAUUAUUCUCAUUAGCCUGUUUUAGUCUUUGGGGAAAUUUGAGGUUUUGUUUAAGCUCAAAUCUUCUGGAAGUUCACCAUUUUUAUUUCUUUUCCCUAGCAAAAGAAUUUGACAGUUUAUCCCAACAUUUUAGUAAAUACUGCCAAACUCCUCAAGGUUCACCAAUAAAGCAUAUUUGUAGUGCUGCCGAUAAACUAUUCAGAAUAUACAGAUGAAACUGCUAUUCUCCAAGUGCUUACAUUGCCUUUCCCCAUAAAAAUCAAAAGGUAAAUCAGUGCUUGCUGUUGCUCCUUCCCUUGAAGUCCCGACAGGAUUGGUCUGUUAGGAGCCGACUGGUCGUUCUCACAGCUGGUCUGCCCUUUAAGAUGUCCUGGCCGUGUAGUAGCCCUACCUGCUGUUUUCGUGAGCAGUCUGUGAUCUCAACUCUGAGCGCAGGGAUCGCUCCUUCCCUGGUGCUGCAGCUUUUCAAAAAGAAGCCAACUGUAAAACCUUCAGGUGUGGUCAUGUUCAAGAUGGCACCCGAUGGCAGAAGGUUUAGAGAGUAGGAAGAGGGGGAUGGAAUUCUAGAACUUCAGAGAGUCCAGGAAGGAUAGCGGUGAGAGGGAAGCUUAGUGUCGUCUGGAGUAGGCAGAAGACAAGAAGAUACUGAAGCCAGAAGUCACCCCAGAGUGGCAGCAUGGGAGACGAGUACCAGCUGGACGGGGCCCCCUGCUGGGGUGACGGGGACAGCUCCCCGCAGGACUGUCUGUCACACGCACAAGUUAUCCACUGAGGUUGUGUGUUCCUGUUGGAAUGGUGUCACCAUCCCAUUUGUGUGGUGGGAAUCAGUGGGAAAGUAGGGUAUACCUUAGAGCCGUGAGUUCUCAUGUCCACGUUUUGCCUUGUAUUUCUAACCAAGUGCAGAGGAUACUUUAUACUUUUUUCCUUAUGUGAUCGAUCUUCAAAUUGGGGUUUGCCUUUUCUUUACUUCUGACAGCAGUCUCGUUCCUCUUUUGAUUUGUUAACGCAAGUAUUUUAGUUCAGCUCUCAAAUAGCCUUACAAAAAGUUCAUUCAGCCUUGCAGGUACAUAUGGUACUAAAACUUUAACCCUACAGUUUUUAGCCAUUCUGCCUUUAUCCAGUCGAUAAAUCUAUACAUACGAGACAAAAUUGGUACACACGAUGUGUUGCAUGUUGUGCUAAAUCAGUAACUACAUAGUUACCUGCGGGGCUGAUGCGUGUAAUACUGUUGAAGGACAACUGUAACCCUCUACAUAACUGUAAAAGGAGAUUUUAAAAAUGCAGAUUUUAGAGUAGAAUGACAGAUUUUUGUAUUCAGUUGUCCCUGCUGCUCCCAUCUGCAUUCUUUCUUAGUUAAGAGAGAGUUAGCCAUUUGACAGUUUUAAGUCAGUGGAAACUUAUUUUUAGUUACUCAAGAAAAUUAAUUUUUAAUUUGUAUAUUUAACUUACAGAGUAGGUUGGUAAUAACAGCUGAACUGUGUAACAUUGUUGCUUCAAAUUGAAGUUUAUAUUACGAACAUUCAGAAUCAAUGCUCAUAUGGCAGCAUAUUAUUGGGCUAUUUUGAGUUUGAAAUGUGGAGAAGUGGGAAACCAUGGACUGUGUAUUACCUAAUGCUGACAUCUCAGAGCGCUGUGCCUUCUCAAGGUGUUUACAUACAGCUGGUCUUGAGAUGUCUUCCUCCACAUGACGAAGCCUACUGAAUGAUGGGACUUUGAGGCAGAAGUGUCGGCAAUCUUAGGUUUUGAAGGGUUCCUUUGGUGUGCUUUAAAGCUUACAAGGAAUUGAGUUGAAUGGCAAACGAUUUGGAAUACUCUUGACUCACGAUCAUUGUAAUAUUGUUACUAUCGAUUUCCUGUUUCAACAGAGCCAGCUUUUUUUGGGGGGGGGGGGUGGUAGGCAGACGAAUGGCAUUCGAGUCAGUGAGUGGCUUCUGAGGUGUAGUUAUGAGCACUUGACCACUUCCGCCACUGGCAGGUGGUCUUGCUCUUUUCUUCCCCAACUUCUUUGUUCUCGGUUUCUUUUUUCUUAUUCUCCUUUUCCAUAUUUUAACUUUCUUUGCUUCUAGUCUCCAUCCUCCUUUCUGCAGACCCUAAGCAUCAGGCUUAGGUUUGCGGGUCAUAAUGCCUGGCCCUACGCAUUCAUUGAGGAGUGAAGAUAGGAUAACCCCCGUUCCUCUUACAUUUGAGGGAUCAUAGACUGCCACGUGAAUUCUGGAAGUCUCCAGCCCCUGCAGCACCAAAGGCCCUAAAUUGCUUCCCAGUGGCCGUAAAGGCAGUGCAGUUUACCAAAAUAGCUUUAUUAAUCUAGACGGCUACGAGACACUUUGGAAAGUUGGUUCAACUACCACUAUGAGGCCAUAAUAUUUUUGCUAGUAUUAAAAUUCCUCAGAAUUGUAAUUAUUAUUUGAAAUAAUAUUUUGGUUGACUUCGUUUUCUGAGAGAUGAUUCUAAAACUGGUCUAGAGACUCAUUCAAUAGCAAUGACCUUUUAAAAACUUACAUUAAGUAAAACUGCCAGUAGCUUAAAUCAUACACGUGUAAGAGCUUCCUCUAUUUACUACUGUGGACCUUCAGUAAUUUUAAGAGGUUACAAAACGGUCAAAAUGUUUUUAAGCGUGCUCUUUUAUUAAAUGCUUGUGCAGGUUUUGUAAUUCAGUACAGAGAGUUUAACCUUGUAAUGUACAUUUUUGUAUGUAAAGGUCUUUUAAGUAGCCUUAUCCUUAUUUAAAUAAACUGAAUAAAAUUAUUGAGUAGGUCUGUCAUUCAUAAAAAAAUAAAAUGGAAAAACAUUC
Molecule: messenger RNA, 3944 nt
Organism: Acinonyx jubatus (cheetah)
Lineage: Eukaryota; Metazoa; Chordata; Mammalia; Carnivora; Felidae
Gene: TSLIG2
Product: chromosome A3 C2orf49 homolog
Exons: 4
Coding region: 153-851 (232 amino acids)
Biological process (GO): embryonic morphogenesis
Cellular component (GO): tRNA-splicing ligase complex
Source: RefSeq, a predicted model, not a curated record